Sclerotinia sclerotiorum 1980 UF-70 is the source of this 1680-nucleotide messenger RNA. RefSeq lists its product as hypothetical. Gene Ontology annotation, cellular component: cytosol. The record is from RefSeq and is a predicted model, not a curated record. The transcript is spliced from 5 exons. Gene Ontology annotation, biological process: xylulose metabolic process. Gene Ontology annotation, molecular function: D-xylulokinase activity. Bases 1 to 1680 code for a protein of 559 amino acids. Lineage: Eukaryota; Fungi; Ascomycota; Leotiomycetes; Helotiales; Sclerotiniaceae.
AUGUCUUCACCAGAAGCCCUAUACUUAGGUUUCGACCUCUCUACCCAACAACUAAAAGAGAAAUCCUGUCCGUUCCAUCUCAUUAAAGGGAUUUCGGGCUCCGGUCAACAACAUGGAAGUGUUUAUUGGAGUCAAAAUGGUGAGGAGGUAUUGGGAGCUUUGGAGAAGGAAAAGACUUUGCUCGAACAGUUAAAGGAAACGUUUGCGCAUCCGUGGAGUCCGAACUGGCAGGAUGCGAGCACGCAGGAGGAAUGCGAUGCUUUUGAUAGGGAAUUGGGGAGUGAAGAGAAAUUGGCCGAGGUUACGGGGAGCAAAGCUCAUCAUCGAUUCACGGGACCACAAAUCAUGCGUUUUCAUAAAAAGUAUCCAGAGGUGUACAGACGUACUUCUCGUAUAACACUCGUCUCAUCAUUCCUAGCAUCUCUAUUCCUUGGUAAAAUUGCUCCUUUUGACAUCAGCGAUGUCUGUGGUAUGGAUCUCUGGGACAUCAAAUCUGGAUCCUGGAGCGAGCCCCUUCUUACCCUUGCAGCCGGCUCCGAUGGUCUCGCAUCUCUAAAAUCCAAACUUGGAGAGGUACGAGAAGAUGGCGGUGGAAGUAUGGGUUCCAUAUCCUCAUAUUUCACAUCUCGCUAUAACUUCCCCGCCGAUUGUGCAAUUGUCCCCUUCACCGGCGAUAAUCCCGCCACAAUUCUAGCACUACCUCUACGCCCUAUGGACGCCAUCGUGUCUCUUGGAACAUCCACAACUUUCCUCAUGUCAACACCCAACUACGUACCAGACCCUGCUUACCACUUCUUUAAUCACCCUACCACAGCCGGCCUCUACAUGUUCAUGCUCUGCUACAAAAACGGUGGACUGGCCCGCGAGAAAAUCAGAGAUGCACUCCCCGCCUCUACAACCUCAGACCCCUGGUCCAACUUCAACAAAGCCGCCACAGAAACUCCACCUCUAGCCCAAAAAUCCCCAUCCGAUCCCGCAAAAUUAGCCCUCUACUUCCCCCUCCCAGAAAUCGUCCCAAAUAUCCGCGCCGGUACUUUCCGCUACGAAUCUUCAUCAGAAGACACUCUAAACGAAACUCAAACAUCGUAUGAUCCCGAAACUGAUGCUCGAAUUAUCGUAGAAUCACAAAUCUUAUCUCUACGUCUUCGUUCGCAGAAAUUGGUCACGUCUCCUUCUAAGGAUAUACCAGCUCAACCUCGUCGUAUUUAUCUUGUUGGAGGUGGAUCGCUUAAUCCAGCGAUUGCGAAGAUUGUGGGUGAGGUUUUGGGGGGCGUGGAAGGUGUGUGGAGAUUGGAUGUUGGUGGGAAUGCGUGUGCAUUGGGUGGUGCUUAUAAAGCUGUUUGGGGUGUUGAGCGCAGCGGAAAAGAAGGGGGGAAGAUUGAGACUGGAAAUGAUGUUAAAUGGGAGGGAGAAAGUUUUGAGGAAUUGAUAGGGAGGAGGUGGAAGGAAGAAGGCGCUAUUGAGAAGGUGGAUGAGGGGUAUAGACCUGAGGUUUGGGAGAAAUAUGGAAGUGUUCUAGGCGCAUUUGCGGAGAUGGAAAAGACGGUUUUGGAGGUACCUAGGUAUUACAACUUACUUUUUGUGUCGGAUAAUGGGCCCCGGGUUGAUGGUGAUGGUGAUGGAAUAUGGAAAGGGAAGAGUGGUAAGGUUAGGGUGAGGGUGAGGGAAUAUUGUAUAUAA